Molecule: messenger RNA, 1686 nt
Organism: Pseudomyrmex gracilis
Lineage: Eukaryota; Metazoa; Arthropoda; Insecta; Hymenoptera; Formicidae
Product: N-alpha-acetyltransferase 30-like
Exons: 3
Coding region: 391-1158 (255 amino acids)
Biological process (GO): N-terminal peptidyl-methionine acetylation
Cellular component (GO): NatC complex
Molecular function (GO): protein-N-terminal amino-acid acetyltransferase activity
Source: RefSeq, a predicted model, not a curated record
AUAAUCUUCCUUUCUCUGCUCGAAGCCGGAUCUCUGGAGACAAUCGCGUUCCGUGAUUAAAGCAGUCACCGCAGAAAAUCCAAUAUGGUGUUUGUCUCUCAACGGCUUGUGUUGGAUGUCCGUGUAUUUUGAGAAUAAAAUUCUUAUACGGCAAACGCGUGGCUGACGGUAAUUAUGAAAAUUCGAUUGAAAGCGUCGUGCCGCACGUAAACAUUCUGAUGACAUUGCGUACCGUGCAUGAUUAACAUUCUCAGAGGAAUCGGAGCCUCGAGGACGGAGUGACCGAGGUCCCUGUCUCUUUUUUUUGGUGUGCGAAGAAUUUAAAAAAAAAAAAAAAAUAAUAAAAAAUAAAAUAAAUAAAUAAAAACAAAAAUACAGAAAAUUAAAAAAAUGGAAACUGACAAGGUAGAGAAUAGCACGGAAGUGAAUGAUUCGAAGACGGCGGCGAUCAAAAUCAAAGAGAAGAAACAAAGCUUGAUAGCGGACGUCGCAACUUUAGAUAUAAAGUCACGUCUUAGUUUGGAGACAACAGAGCUUUCCAGCGAGCCUCACGUUAAUGGAAUAGCUCAAUUGAAUGGUAUCUGCGACUCUCCUCAAAGAAUUGCCGAUGCCACUGUUUCUCCACAAUCUGAAACAAUGGAAACUAGUCAUUUAAACCAACAUGAACAAGCAGAAACAUUAUCUAUGGAAAGUAAAGACAACGAUAUCCAAUAUGUUAGCUAUACAAGUGAACUACAAAUGCCUGAUAUUAUGAAAUUAAUACAGAAGGACCUAAGUGAACCCUAUUCUAUUUACACAUAUAGAUAUUUUAUUCAUAACUGGCCGAAGUUGUGCUUCCUGGCAAUGCAUGGUGAUGAGUGUGUUGGUGCCAUUGUCUGCAAACUGGACAUCCACAGAAAGGUGAUAAAACGUGGCUAUAUCGCAAUGCUAGCUGUCGAUGUAAAGUAUCGAAAACGAAAGAUUGGAUCGAAUCUUGUGAGACGUGCUAUACAAGCAAUGGCAGAAGACGAUGCAGACGAGGUGGUUCUCGAAACUGAAAUCACUAACAGACCGGCUCUACGCUUAUAUGAGAAUCUUGGAUUUGUGCGUGAUAAGCGAUUAUUUCGAUAUUAUUUAAACGGUGUGGAUGCAUUGCGACUGAAAUUAUGGCUCAGGUGAAAUUUAUCUGCGCGUGCUUAUGUCGAUAGGUAUUUAAAUAAUUAUAAUUUUGAAGAGAGAUAUAACAUCUACGCUCUACUAUAUCAAGAAAAAUGAGUGACAUUAAUGUCAAAGCAAUUUUAUAUAUUUUCGCGCACACAAAUGUCUUCAAUUGCGACACUAUGCAAUUUAUUCUCUAAUUUCACGUGUUCUAUAAAAUAACUUGAAUGUGACGAUUACAUUCAAAAUAUAUCACAGUGAAUAACUUAUUAAGCAAAAAUUUCUACUUAUUUCGGAAAUAAUAUAUUUAAAGAAAUUUGCUUUUCCUAAAUAAUAACGAUCUCCAACAGCCGAUACCGACUGAUAAAAAUCAAGUGUAUAUGUACAAAUCAUGUAUUUUGUUAAUAGUGCCUAACUGUUGCCUCACUGUUAGUUACUUUGUUAUGAAUUUGCUGCAAUUCCUUUGAUAUUAAUGUCCAAAUGGAGAGAUAGAGAUUUCAAUUGCAGCUUGAAUAUAAAAAAAAAAAAAAAAAAAAUUAAUAAAAGAGU